Molecule: messenger RNA, 3354 nt
Organism: Boleophthalmus pectinirostris (great blue-spotted mudskipper)
Lineage: Eukaryota; Metazoa; Chordata; Actinopteri; Gobiiformes; Gobiidae
Gene: gata2b
Product: GATA binding protein 2b
Exons: 5
Coding region: 166-1485 (439 amino acids)
Biological process (GO): cell fate commitment; positive regulation of miRNA transcription; positive regulation of transcription by RNA polymerase II
Cellular component (GO): nucleus
Molecular function (GO): DNA-binding transcription factor activity, RNA polymerase II-specific; zinc ion binding; RNA polymerase II cis-regulatory region sequence-specific DNA binding
Source: RefSeq, a predicted model, not a curated record
AGUGACAGCCCCAAAGAAACGCACGGAAUUUAACUUCGUCAGCAGAGCCUUAACUUCUCCGUUUCGUAUAUGGACACUUGCAAACGUCUUGUAAAACACACUGGACAAACUUAACUUCCUCACUGAUUUGUGGAUAUCGCAAAGUUUACGAUCAUCUCCGGAGUCAUGGAUGUAGCAGAGCAGCCCCGAUGGAUGCACCACCCCGCCGUGUUGAAUGGACAGCACCCGGACUCCCAUCACCCGGGCCUGGGACACAACUACAUGGAUCCCUCGACCCCGCUGCUGCCUCCGGAUGAGGUGGAUGUUUUCUUUAACCACCUGGACUCACAAGGAAACCCGUACUAUCACAACUCUCGGGCCCGCAUGUCCUACAGCCCUGCGCACGCUCGCCUUACGGGUGGCCAGGUUUGCCGACCCCAUCUCCUCCACAGCCCGGGGAUUUCGUGGCUGGACGGGGGCAAAGCAGCUCUCUCAGCCCACCACCCCCACAAUCCCUGGGCCGUGAGUCCGUUCAGUAAACCCAGUCUGCACAAUCCAGCGACCUCCGCAUCCCCCGGGGGCCUCUCGGCGGUCUACCCGUGCAGCAGCAACUCCAACUCGGUCUCAGCGCCGUCCCUCACCCCGCCGUCUCUGUACACCUUCCCCCCGACGCCACCCAAAGACGUGUCUCCGGACCCUGGAGCCACCUCUCCCUCCUCGUCCGCGGCCAGGAUGGAUGAGAAAGAGCCGCUGAAGUACCACAUGGAAGGAAGCAUGAAGGUGGAAAGCUCCGGGUCUCUGCGGGCGCACCAGCACAUACCCACGUACCCGCCCUACUCUCUCUCUACGCCCGACUACGGCAGCCUGUUCAAUGCGGGGAACCUCCUCGGAGCAUCGUUCACGAGCAAAAACAAGAGCAAAACACGCUCCUGCACCGAGGGACGCGAGUGUGUGAACUGUGGAGCCACUUCGACCCCGCUGUGGAGGAGAGACAGCACGGGACACUACCUUUGUAAUGCCUGCGGACUUUACCACAAAAUGAACGGCCAAAACAGACCCCUCAUCAAACCCAAGCGCAGACUGUCUGCGGCGCGGAGAGCAGGGACGUGUUGUGCAAACUGCCAGACGACCACCACCACGCUCUGGAGACGCAACGCCAACGGAGACCCUGUGUGCAACGCCUGUGGACUCUACUACAAAUUGCACAACGUGAACCGACCGCUCACUAUGAAAAAGGAGGGGAUUCAAACCCGCAACCGCAAAAUGUCCAACAAGUCCAAGAAGUCCAAGCGCAGCAGCAGCGACAGCUACGACGACUUCACCAAGUCCAUGCACCAACACCACGAGAAGAGCGCCCCCUUCGGCUCGCUGGCGGGACACGUGUCAAUGGGCCACCACCACCAUCUAGCCUCACCUUUCAGCCAUACGGGACACAUGCUACCUACCCCCACCCCCAUACACCCCACGUUUGGACACCACUCCAACAUGGUGACCGCGAUGGGGUGAAAGAUUGCCCCAGGGCACCCAAGGACGCAUUUCAAUAAGACUGUGUGCGUAGGGCUAUGUUACAGAGGCCAGUGGCACUAAGGGGAGUCAGAUGAAUUCUCGGUGGGGCCUUCUCACUGCUAAUGCUAAUGUAUGUUGGUAAUUUACAUUGAGUGGAGCGGUGCAGGUCGGGUCAGUGUAGAGCUGUGCUGCUGCGGUAAUGAAAGACGCAUUUACAGGUGUAGGUUUCAAUUGGAUGCACUAUAAAGUUUGUAUAUGAACAUUGGAAUAGUUUGAGUCCAGGAUGUUUGUCUUGGUUUGAGUAGAAGGCCAAAAUAACUGGCUUGUUUCAAAGUAUUUCUGAAAAUGAAUGUUUCAAUAUUUAUAGAUGACUAUUUAUUUAAAGAGUAUGCAGCUAGCAAUUGAACCAAUGUUUUGCUCAUUCACAUUGUCUUUUGAAAUGCAAACCUCAAAUUUGGGCACAAGAUGUUCUGCAAUACUUUGUAAAUUAAACCAGGACUGAGCGAUUUUCAAAAUAUCUAAUCACAUUUUUGAAUUACAGUGCAAUUGUAACAAGAUUUGCAAUUCCUAAUUUAAAAUCAAGAUUCACAUUUUGGAGCACUAACAAUUUAAAGAGAACAAUUCAAUUAUAUUUGUUUACAUGAAUUCCAUUUUAGAACAUGCAGUGGAUAGUAGAUGUCUAAACUACAAAGUCAGCAGCAUUUAAGACCCCAUGGAGACAGGAUAUUUUUGCAGUUUUGAUGAUUUUAACAAUUCAAAUUAUGAUUUUUGAAUACAAUAAAAUCUUGAAACCGUAAUUGAAACUUGCCUAUACUGACCUGCCCCAUAUUGUACCACUCCACUCCAAGAUGCCCUUAUUUGGUACCUACUCUAUUGAAAAGGAAGUGUCCAUGCUUCCUGGUCAGGCACAUGUACUUUAUGUAAAAAAAGACUAUUGCACGUCUUUACUCUGCUCCUCACUGUUGGCUUGGUUUCGGGGUUCAGUGAGGCUUAUAUGUAGAAGUGGGAGAUGUAUGAUCAAAAAUAAAUAAUACCACAGUUAUGGUUUUGAAGAUGCAAAAGUAGACUAUAAUCAAAACUAAAGAGCUAAUUAAAAUAAAAACACAAACUUCCAAACAAGGGUAUUACUGGGUUUCAGAUGACGUUGCAAAAUUCUAUGGAGCAAUAUUAUUUAAUACAGAUGGAGGGCAGCUAAAGUUAUUGUUAUUAAAAUCCAAAACAAUCGCUAAUAGAAAUGAUCAGUCUUUAAAAAGAACCUAAGAAGUUAAAGUAUAUAAGAAGACAAAAUGUAACAUCAUUGGCUUAGAAAUGAUCAGGUUCAACAUUUAUGACUUUAUAUUUCAUGGCAAAAUACAAGGCUAUCAAUAGGAAAAUCUGGGUGUUGUAUGAACAUAGAUAUGAAAUCACAUUGUAGAAUCUGAAAAUCACCAAUGGGAUGAGAUUUCUGCACUUCAGUGAAUCAUUUUAUCAUCCAUUCACGUUCUGUGCGAUACUUGAACCACAUUUCUGAUUGAUUGCCGUAAUAUUGUCAAAAAAUUGUCAUAAGGAUUAUUAUAAAAUCUAUUAUUCAUUUUUGUCAAUAUCGCCCAUCUCUUAUAUGUGCCGAACAAGUUUGUAAUGACUGUGAAUAUUGUAAAUAAGUGAAACUAUAGGGGACAGAGCUAUCCCUCACUGCUAAAAUAUGCUGGAUUUUUUGCUUAUAUGGACAAUUUUAAAGGAAAUUGAUACUAUGAACCCAAGCAAACGAGUCCUAAUUUGGCACUGUUUAUUAUUAUAUAUAAUUAUUGUUACUGAGAUAAUUUAUUUUCACUGCCUUGUACUUUACUUUAUCAAACCAAUCACUAAAUACUGCUAUACUACUUCUGAGUA